AUGGAAGAAAACAAAAAGAUAAUGAAUAUGAAAGAACAUCAGUGGAGGUUGUUUGAAUAUAAUAUGAGCAAAUGGAUGAUAGAAAAUAAAUAUAUAUUAGAUCAAGAAGAAAAGAAGAAAUUCUAUAAGUGUGCUAAUUAUAGUAUUGGUAGUGGAGUGCUUAAUGCUUCCUUAGUAUAUUUCUUAUGUAAAAAAUACAAGAAUUAUAUAACACCUGUAUCAAGGUUUUUUUUGACAUUUUCUCUGGGUGUUUAUACAUCUAUGGUUAUAAAUAAAAUAUAUAGGAGAAAGGCCUAUAUAGAGAUAUUAAGUUCUAAGACUACUAUGACAGAUAAAGCAAACGAAGUUUUAAACGACAUACUAAAUAUUAAUGAUGAUACCAUUAAAGUAUCACCCAAAGAAAUUAAAAAAAAUGAAGAUAAAGAUAAUAUAAAUUCAUAUAAUUAUAUGAAUGAUCAUGAUAUUCCUUUGAAUAUCCAUCCUCAGGAAAAAGAAAAUAAUAAUUUGGACUUAAUUCCUGAUUUAAAUAACACCAUUAUGAAAGAACAACUUGAUGAGUUAGAAAGGCAAGAUUAUUACUUUUUAAAGGAUCCUAACGAAAGCAACUCGGUUAGCUGGGAUGAAAUACGUAAACGAAAUGAAUAA
Plasmodium adleri (nom. inval.) is the source of this 645-nucleotide messenger RNA. RefSeq names its product conserved Plasmodium protein, unknown function. Lineage: Eukaryota; Apicomplexa; Aconoidasida; Haemosporida; Plasmodiidae. The record is from RefSeq and is a predicted model, not a curated record. The transcript has 7 exons. The coding region runs from base 1 to 645 and encodes 214 amino acids.